UACAACCAAUCUCCUGAACCAUGAGCGCACUCAUACUGGAGAGAAGCCGUACUCGUGCCCCUAUUGUCCUCUCAGCUUCGCUCAAAAAGGAAGUCUACGUUCACAUAUUUUGACUCACACAGGAGAAAAACCUUUUGCAUGUCCGUACUGCAGCUAUCGGUCCUCACGAAAGACUACAUUGAAAGCUCAUGUGUGUGCCCAUCAUGCCUCCUAAGUCGAUGGAGACGGACGAGAGAGGACCCUCGGGGGCAGGGAAAAUGCUCAACACUGGCAAGACUCAUCACUGCCCCUACUGUGCAUACAUCACUAGUAAUUAUGCUCAUCUAAUGAGACAUCUACGCACACACACUGGGGAGAAGCCAUUUGCCUGCCCACACUGCCCUUUCCGAGCAACUCAAAAGGAUAAUCUAAAGAGACACAUUCGCACUCAUACUGGCGAGAAGCCCUUUGCCUGUGCUCAUUGCUCCUACACUUUUGCAGAGAAGAGCAGCCUGAAGAGUCAUGUAUGGAAUCACCAUAGCAUUGACAUGUUACUUGCUAUAUUGCUUGUAAUUUGGCUUUUUAUCCCUCAGUCUAAUGCACAUCCCCUACGUGUGGAAGUUGUGAGCAGCAUUUCAAGGACAGAAGAGGUCGAGGGAUUAACAAAUGCUGCCAGUACCUGUAUAAUGAACUUCCAGUGUUCCUAUUGUUCUUACAACACACCAAGACAAACGCAUCUGAAGGAGCACAUGUUAACUCAUACCGGAGAAAAGCCUCAUAUCUGUCCACACUGCCCAUUCCGUAGUGCUCGUAGUAAUAACCUGAAGAAGCACAUAAGAACACACACCGGAGAAAAACCAUUUGCUUGUAGUCACUGCCCGUACCGCUCCACAAGAGUAGAUAAUUUGAAAGCACAUAUUCUGAGGCAUGCAUCAAGAAUCAAUACACCAUCUCAGGGUAGAGCUCAGUGGCAACAUGGUGGUGUGUAGCGGCAGAGUCAGAAGAACCAACGACAAGAAGAUCAACAUCUACAAAUGCCCGCACUGUGACCACGCAACGCAUAAGCUUUACUCAAUGACCCACCACAUCAGAUCACACACAGGAG
Homarus americanus (American lobster) is the source of this 1084-nucleotide messenger RNA. Its product is annotated as zinc finger protein 513-like. The transcript is spliced from 4 exons. NCBI's taxonomy places the organism in Eukaryota, Metazoa, Arthropoda, Malacostraca, Decapoda, Nephropidae. Gene Ontology annotation, molecular function: DNA-binding transcription factor activity; RNA polymerase II cis-regulatory region sequence-specific DNA binding. The record is from RefSeq and is a predicted model, not a curated record. The coding region runs from base 189 to 968 and encodes 259 amino acids. Gene Ontology annotation, biological process: regulation of transcription by RNA polymerase II.